Durio zibethinus is the source of this 2329-nucleotide messenger RNA. Its product is annotated as putative L-type lectin-domain containing receptor kinase S.7. Gene Ontology annotation, molecular function: carbohydrate binding; ATP binding; protein kinase activity. Gene Ontology annotation, biological process: protein phosphorylation. NCBI's taxonomy places the organism in Eukaryota, Viridiplantae, Streptophyta, Magnoliopsida, Malvales, Malvaceae. The record is from RefSeq and is a predicted model, not a curated record.
CCCACAGGCGCCUAUUUUCCAACAGUUUAAACCACAUUUCCCCACUUCUCUUGUCUCUUUCUCUGUUUUCUCAUGAAUUCUCUUUGCAGAAGCUUCAGAUUUUCAUAGCUUGUAUCAAUUACAACCUUUCAUUUAUUGCAGAAAGCUCCAGUUUUGGUAGUUUCAUUUCCAUUCCAAGAAUCUGAUCCCAACAAAACAAUGCUACCAACAAGCCUUCUUGUUUUCUUGCUUCUCUUCACCAUUCCCUUCACCUUCUUGGCUGAAAACACCACCUUUGAUUUCCCAUUCUUCACUGUCAGGAACCUCACUCUUCUUGGUGAUUCCCAUCUUAAAACUGGCGUUAUAGGCCUCACCAGGGAGCUUGGUGUUCCUUGUUCAAGCUCAGGCAGCUUUAUCUAUGGCAAACCAAUUCGUUUUUUUGACCAAGAAUCCAAUAUCACAGCUUCUUUUUCCACAACUUUCUCUUUUGCCAUCAACAAUGUCAAUCCACGCUCUUUUGGUGAUGGCUUAACAUUUUUUCUUUCACCUGAUAACCAAACUCUUGGGAGUCCAGGUGGGUAUCUUGGUCUCGUUAACUCGUCAGCAUUGACCAAGAACAAGUUUUUAGCCAUUGAAUUUGAUACCAAGCUUGAUACUCAAUUCAAUGACCCGAAUGAAAACCAUGUUGGUUUAGAUAUUAACGAGCUCAAUUCAAUCAAGACAGCUGAUGCAUUGUUGCAAGAUAUUGAUUUAAAGAGUGGGAAUUUGAUCACUGCUUGGAUUGAUUACAAGAAUGAUUUGAGGGUCUUGAAUGUUUUCUUGAGCUAUUCAACUUUAAAGCCUCCAACGCCAUUAUUGUCUGUGGAUAUUGACUUUUCUGCUUAUCUUAAAGAGGAUAUGUUUGUUGGCUUUUCAGCUUCAACAGAAGGAAGCACUGAAGUUCAUUUGAUUGAGAAUUGGAGUUUCAAGACCUUUGGUUUCCUUCCUGUGAGACCAAGAUCACAUCCUCAUAAUGUGUCUGAUAGUUCAGUUACAAUAAUAUCAGAUGUUCCAGUGUCAAAUUCUACUAAUAAACACCACAAGAGGCUUGGUUUAGGGCUUGGGAUUGCCGGUCCAGCUUUCUUUUUUGUGGUUCUUGUUGUUUUUGGUUAUGUUUCUGUGAAGAAAUGGAUGGAUAUGAGAACAGAAAAGUGUCUCAAAUCAGAGAUUUUGACAGGGCCAAGGGAGUUUAGUUACAAACAGCUAUGUGCAGCCACAAGAGGGUUUCACUCAAGUAGAAUCAUCGGACGUGGUGCAUUUGGAAAUGUUUACAAGGCUAUUUUCGUUUCUUCAGGGACUGUUGGUGCAGUGAAAAGAUCAAAACAAUCCCAUGAAGGUAAAACUGAAUUUCUUGCUGAAUUGUCCAUUAUAGCUUGUUUGAGGCACAAAAAUCUUGUUCAGCUACAAGGUUGGUGUGCUGAGAAGGGUGAAUUGCUACUUGUUUAUGACUUUAUGCCUAAUGGAAGCCUUGAUAAGGUGCUUCAUCCAGAACCUGAGACUGGCAUAUUGCUGACAUGGUCCCAUAGGCUCAACAUUGCUAUUGGAUUGGCCUGUGUCUUAUCAUACCUGCACCAAGAAUGUGAGCAGCAAGUCAUUCACAGAGACAUAAAGACAAGUAAUAUAAUGCUUGAUGGGAACUUUAAUCCAAGACUUGGUGAUUUUGGAUUGGCAAGGCUGAUGGAUCAUGACAAGAGUCCAGUUUCAACACUUACUGCUGGAACCAUGGGCUACCUUGCUCCUGAGUAUCUUCAGUAUGGGAAAGCAACAGAGAAAACUGAUGUUUUCAGCUAUGGUGUUGUUAUUCUUGAAGUGGCGUGUGGUAGGAGGCCAAUUGAGAGGGAACAAAACAGCCAGAAAAUGGUUAAUUUGGUUGACUGGGUAUGGGGAUUGCAUGGUCAGGGAAGGAUCACUGAAGCUGCUGACAAAAGGUUGAAUGGGGAUUUCAUAGAGGAAGAAAUGAGGAAGCUGCUGCUUGUAGGUUUGAGUUGUGCACACCCUGAUAGUGCUGAGAGGCCUUCAAUCAGAAGAGUUCUUCAGAUCCUUAAUAAUGAGGCAGAGCCAAUAGCUGUGCCAAAGAUGAAACCCUGUCUCACUUUCUCUUGUAGCUUAACUGUUGAGGACAUUGUUUCCGAUGAUUAACAACACAAAACAACUGCUUGAGUUAGAUUUCAUUUUCUCAGAUACAAAAUUCAUUGAUUGUUUGAUUCUUUCAUUGUGUUUUAGAGCAUUAUUACAGUGUUAAUUCGUUUAAGUUUGCCAAGUUCACUAGUCUGAGUUCAAAAGUACUGUAUUGAACUAUGUGGUCUCUUUC